Messenger RNA from Glossina fuscipes, 1926 nucleotides. RefSeq names its product ubiquitin-like protein 5. The record is from RefSeq and is a predicted model, not a curated record. Gene Ontology annotation, biological process: mRNA splicing, via spliceosome; protein modification process. Bases 46 to 267 code for a protein of 73 amino acids. Gene Ontology annotation, cellular component: nucleus; cytoplasm. Gene Ontology annotation, molecular function: protein binding; protein tag activity. The transcript is spliced from 4 exons. NCBI's taxonomy places the organism in Eukaryota, Metazoa, Arthropoda, Insecta, Diptera, Glossinidae.
UUGAGUUGGUGUGAUGUUAAACAAAGUGGAAAAAAAUCUAAAAACAUGAUUGAAAUUACUUGUAACGACCGUUUGGGUAAAAAGGUUCGCGUAAAAUGCAAUCCUGAUGAUACUAUUGGUGAUCUGAAGAAAUUGAUUGCUGCACAGACUGGGACUAGAUAUGAUAAAAUUGUUCUCAAAAAAUGGUACACUAUCUAUAAGGAUCCAAUUAAGUUAUCGGACUAUGAGAUUCACGAUGGAAUGAAUUUAGAGCUGUACUACCAAUAAAUAUUAGUUUUAUAUUGGAGAAAACACUUGUACUUUUUGGAUUUUUUUUUAAAUGAAUGGAAUUCAAUGGCAGUAAUUUUGUCGGUUUUGUUUAUAUUAGUAUGUGAAAAGAAUGCGGGGAAUAAAUAUAAUAUUGUUCAUUUUGCUAAAGUUUUAUCAGAAAACUUUUAAAAAAUUGUAAGUGCUCUCAUGUUUACUUCUAUAUGCCCUUCUCCCCCCUUUAUAUACGCACUGAACGCUUACAAGAAGAUAAAUUAAUUUGCUACUAGUUUAAUGUGGGUUAAAAUAAUUUUGAAACGCAAGCAACUAAUAUGUGUGAGGCUUUAUGAAGCAGUAAGAAGACUACAUUAGCAACUAAAAUAGAGAAAAUCGUCAUGUUUCUUGCCCAAGUGAUGUAAUAAAUUUGUCAUAUAUGUAGCGGAGAUCCAUCAUGUAUUUAUUAUGGGUGUGAUUAGCACCCUCUGACGAAAACGAUGUCAUAACUUUGCGUAUACGAUAUUGGUCUCUAAAACGCCCUGGCCAAUCUUUUCGCGGUAAGUAAAAGAAAAAUGCUAAUUCGGCUCGUUGUCUCAUCCAUGAUUACGAAAAAACAAUCUACGUAUUGAUGAAAUCGAACCAAAAGUAGAAUCGUUGGAUAUAUAAAGAGGUUAUGUGAAGUUUCAAAUAGCUAUCUAAAGACAACAACUAAUUGAAAAUCUGCAAUUUCGAUUCAAAAAUGUUGUUCUCUUGAUUCUGUCAGUUUUUGGGUAAAUAUAAAUGCACGAAUACAUACGUGUCUACAAAUACACUGUAAUGAUUUUCACUGUGGCUCUUUCUUAUAAAUCAUUGAAAUUUUAAAAUCUUUUCAUUAAAAAAAUAAAUACCUCAGAGUUUAACGUAACAUUUACUUAUAUAUAUUUUGAAAAAGCUAUUUGCAUUUUCGAUCAUUCUGGGUUAUGGCUAACAUCGUAGCCAUAACGAACAACAAAAUUUCAAUAUUUAUUAUUCCCGUCCUUAGUAGGAUGGAUGACUCCCGUUAUUUGAGGUAAGAAAAUAAAAUAAAUAAUGAAAGUAAAAAAUAAAGCGUUUGCAAAUCUCCCAAAUCCAUCGAAAAGAGAAUUGCAACCAAUUCUCAAUUAUUUCAAUUUAAAAAAAAUAAACCCACAAACCAUUCUGUAUAAUUUUCAGUGUUUAAGAACGGCAAGACCAACGAUACGAAACCAAGAGUUUUAGCAAAUUUCGAAAUCGCUUCAAUAUACUUAUCAGCAUUCUAAAAGAUCUUGCGCAUAGCAGAGACUACCACAGCAGCUCCAGCCAUAGCACCGCGGUAUUCCCCAUGCCAGAAGCGAGACGAAGACACAUGCCACCAGUUUAUCGAAUCGGAAAGAGAGAUUUAUUAUUGUAGAAAUUUUUCUUUCUGCUGAAAAAAUUCACCUAUAAAUAGCAAGAUUGGUUUAUCUUUUGGUCCAGCGUCACAAUAACUGUUUUGGCUUUUUAACAGGCCACGUAGCCAAGCAUCGAAUUUCGGCAAACCAUGGAGUUCUAGUAAAUUUAUUAAAUAUAUUCGUUUGUAAAUUUAUAUUGCUUGUUGUCGUUGUAAUGUCAGAGAGACAAGGCGCUACCUUCAGCGGCUUUGCUCGGGAUAUUCCAUCGAAUCUACGAGCAUUCCACAAAAAUUAU